AUGGUAAAAGUUAUACUCGCAAGAAGAAAGGACUUCGUUCAGCUGCCGAUAGCAUCAAAGAUUAUGAGCACUGCGGGGCAAAACAUUCUCACCUCAGAUGGUGAAUCUUGGUCGAGGCAACGCCGAAUAAUUGCGCCAGCCCUCAAUGAGCGUAUCAGUGAAGUUGUUUGGAAAGAGAGUGCAGAGCAAGCGUCUCAGAUGGCCGCCCUCAUGGUUGAAGAGCCCUAUGGGGAAUCACGCGGCACUAUUUACGGACUGCGUACAAUUGCGCUAAAUGUGCUUGGCAGAAUUGCGUAUGGCCAGCCAAAGCCCUUCAAAAUGAGCCAGUCACUCAGAAAGCCAAUUUCUGAGAUAUCUUACAUUGAUGCAGUUUCAAUUUGUACGGAAUUCCUCGUCGUGGCUGCUCUGGUACCAGCAAGCCUUUUAUGCCUGGGGGUGAUGCCAAACGCGAUACGGACACUUGGUCUAGCCAUUAAGAAACUCCCAGAUCUCACCAAGGACUUACUUACAAGAGAGCAGCAGCGUCUCGAAACUGGUGUCAAAACGCCGGACAACCUUGUUCGUAUGUUGAUAUCUUUGUCUCACGACAGUGAACUCAUUAAUGGUGGCAUGCUACCUUCGGGGUCACUACGACAAACCCUUACAGAGGACGAAUUAGCUGGCAACAUGUUUAUUUUCACCGCAGCAGGCUUCGAUACAACCGCCAAUACUAUGGCAUACGCUGUAACUCUGCUUGCAGCAUAUCCUCAGUGGCAAGUUUGGAUACAGGAGGAGGUUGAUCACGUACUUGAGUUUUCUAAAGCGGCCGAUGUACAAUACUCCACAGCAUUCCCAAAGCUGGCCCGAUGCUUAGCACUUAUGCACGAGACGCUCCGACUGUUCCCACCGGUUCUACAUGUUUCCCGCAGCAUCAAGGAGUCUCAGAGCAUUACAGUAAACAGCGCUACACAUUAUAUUAAGGGACCGUGCACAGUAUAUGUAAAUAGCGCCUGCCUGCAAACCAACCCCUCGUUCUGGGGCGCAGAUUCAACUAUAUUCAACCCUUCUCGGUGGUUGAGUGGAGAUAACGAAGUAGGGCAGGCGGAAUUUAAUACUCCAGAUCGUGGUAUUUUCCUCGCCUGGUCUGGUGGGCCUCGGGUAUGUCCAGGCCAAAAGAUGUCCCAGGUAGAGUUUGUGACGGUGAUUGCAACACUCUUCCAGGCCUGUACGGUCGAUCCGGUUAUACCAUCCGGAGGAACUAUAGAGCAAGCAAGAGAGGGCCUAGUGCAAUUAAUGAUGGACAGCCAACCGAGGCUAACGCUGCAGAUGAACAAACCGGAGGAUGUAUUCUUGAAGUGGUCGAGGCGGGAGCAAUAG
Messenger RNA from Pochonia chlamydosporia 170, 1356 nucleotides. Its product is annotated as cytochrome P450 monooxygenase. The transcript is spliced from 3 exons. NCBI's taxonomy places the organism in Eukaryota, Fungi, Ascomycota, Sordariomycetes, Hypocreales, Clavicipitaceae. Bases 1 to 1356 code for a protein of 451 amino acids. Gene Ontology annotation, molecular function: iron ion binding; heme binding; monooxygenase activity. The record is from RefSeq and is a predicted model, not a curated record.